Molecule: messenger RNA, 2373 nt
Organism: Spea bombifrons (plains spadefoot toad)
Lineage: Eukaryota; Metazoa; Chordata; Amphibia; Anura; Pelobatidae
Gene: PLEKHO1
Product: pleckstrin homology domain containing O1
Exons: 6
Coding region: 284-1501 (405 amino acids)
Biological process (GO): regulation of myoblast fusion
Cellular component (GO): ruffle membrane; muscle cell projection membrane
Source: RefSeq, a predicted model, not a curated record
CUACUGAACCGGGAGAGAGGACCCAGCCGGAGAGGGGGCAGUGCAUAGCUGUGCUGUGAGCGAGCGAGCGUGUGGACAUGUCUGUCUGCGAGUGUUAAAGAGGCUUGGCUGGACCUCGGGAAACCAGAUCUGUCUGAGCUGCAAACUGGAACAAUAUACAGCGCCGGAGCCUGCGGCAAAGGGGGCGAAAAGGGGGACACGGGGCUCAGCACUCUCAGCCGGCAACACAUCGCUAUCCCCCUGGAUACCGCACCGUGGCCUCCGCACCCCGGAUUCCUGCAGGAUGAAGAAGACUCUCUCCGCUAAGAGGGGCCCGUCAGAUGGGAGCCAGCCUCCCAGUCAGCCAGAAAAAGUGGGCUGGAUUCGGAAGUACUGCGGAAAAGGCAUCUUCAGGGAGAUCUGGAAGAACCGAUAUGUAAUGGUGAAAGGAGACCAACUCUACAUCUCAGAGAAAGAGGGGAAGGAUGAUAAGAACGGGCAAGAAGUCUUUGACCUCAGUGACUACGAGAAGUGCGAGGAAUUGCGCAAGUCGAGGAGUCGGUCCAAAAAGAACCACAGCAGGUUCUCUCUGGUGAGAUCCAAGCAACCGGGGAACACGGCUCCGAAUCUGAUUUUUCUCGCCGUCAGCCCAGAGGAGAAGGAGUCUUGGAUCAACACCUUAAACUCUGCAAUCACUCGAGCCAAGAAUCGUAUCUUAGACGAGGUUACGGUCGAAGAAGACAGCUACCUUGCUCAUCCAACCCGGGAUAGGGCAAAAAUUCAGCACUCCAGACGCCCUCCAACUAGAGGUCACCUUAUGGCAGUAGCAUCUACCUCAACGUCCGACGGAAUGCUCACUCUGGACCUUAUACAGGAAGAAGAUGCAUCCCCAGAGGAACAAGGAAACUGUGAACAGAGCUUUAGGGUGGACUUGGACAAGUCUGUGGCACAGUUGGCUUCCAACCGGCACCGGUCAGAUUCUGAGAACUUUAAGUGCCCAGAUAAUAGAAGGGCAGAUAACCUUCGUGGGAGGGAACAAGUUGUUUGGGACAAAUUUGGGGUACAUCGUGAUUCCUUUGGGAAGGGCACAACCUACACACCUCAGGUCCCCAAAAAGCUGUCAUAUUCUGAAAAAAAUAAAUGUGCCUCCAUGGAGGAGAUCUUGUCUCGUUCUGACUCCUCGGGCCAACGGUCAGCGUCCGAAAAGGCACCUCAGGAGGAAAAACUGUCCCAAAUACAGGAACUUAUUGUGCAGAAGAUUGAAAAAACUCAGGAACUCCUCACAGAGGUGAAGGACUGUGGGGAAGGGAAAAAAAGGGGAAAAGAACCCUCCAAAGUGGACUCUGAAAACGUCCUUCAAGAGGCAGAGAGGUUAUUGGGAGAAGCCUCUUCUAACUGGAGACAAGCCCGAAAGGUCCUGCAGGAAGUUAAGGAGCUGAGAGACCUGUACAGACAAGCAGAGCAGCAGUCUCUGGACCCUAAACAAAAACUGAGUAAUGUAUACAGGAAAAGUCUAAUGUGAGGGACGCGGGUUUUACGAACGCUUUCGAGUUUCCAAUAAAAUUUAAAAAAGGGAAUAUUUCCUGUUUCAACCUGCUUCUGGCUUCAACAAGCAAAAGCCAAGGACCAAAAGAAGCUGAGGUGCCCAGAAGAAGGAUGGUGGGGCUGUCUCCACAAGGGUUCCUUGGCUUUGCACGCUUCUUUUCCGCAGGGGGUAGCUGCACUGGCUGCAAAAUGCAGCGGGCUGACGAUAGCGGCAGAGAACUCGCGGAUGAGCUUCGGAUCUACUAUAAGGUCUCCUGCCUGCAAAGUCCAGCCAAGGGUCCUUAGCAUCUGCAGUGUUAACAAUGGGUGUUUUUUGGGGGACGCUGGAGCAGGCGGUGGAUAACUGGAUGGAAUUUUGUGGUACUCACUGCUGUACUUGAGUAUUUGCAAUCCAAUACAAGGCAAAGUAACCCAGCCGAACGUUGCUUGUUUUCAAAUCAGCUUAGUUAACGUCUACCCGUGCAUUUCUCCUUGUCUUACUCCUUAAGCUGCCUUAUGCAGUCUUGAUACCAUUAAGGUCAAGGGAUUUCAUCUCUGGUUAACCUCUUCUCAGAUAUACGUGUAUAUAAGCUGUAGCAUAAACCAGUACUGAGUAUAACUAUGCACUUUUCUAAGCUAGCUUCUUCACCAGGUAACGCUCUGGUCAGAGAUGCCAUUUUAAAUGGAUGGCGAGACACUGUUGUAGUCGGUAUCCACAUGCAGUACGGCGAGCUAGUUUUGGAGGAAAAGGGCUGCAAGGGUGCAAAAUCCAGCCGUGGUCUGCCUCGUUCAUGGCGGGAUUAGGUUUAUUGUCAAAUGUGUGUCUUCCGAUCCAUUUUAUUAAAAAAUCAAAAAGAAAAAAAACACAAA